This is a messenger RNA of Linnemannia hyalina, 1320 nucleotides long. The record is from the annotation of a GenBank genome assembly. Lineage: Eukaryota; Fungi; Mortierellomycota; Mortierellomycetes; Mortierellales; Mortierellaceae.
AUGGCAUCCGCAGUGUCGGCCAUCUUCAUCCUGGAUCUCAAGGGAAAGGUCCUGAUUUCGCGAAACUACCGCGGUGAUAUCCCCAUGUCUGCCGUCGAGAAGUUCUUGCCCCUGGUCCUCGAGGCCGAGGAGGACAGCCAGGCACCAGCACCAUGCUUCACCGACGAUGGCAUUAACUACCUCUACAUUCGACACAACAACCUCUUCUUGUUGGCAAUUACGCGCAAGAACUCGAAUGCGACGACAGUGAUGCUCUUCUUGCACACGAUCGCCGAAGUCCUGACGGAGUACUUCAAGGAGCUCGAGGAAGAGUCGAUCCGGGACAACUUUGUGAUCAUUUAUGAGUUGCUGGACGAGAUGAUGGACUUUGGAUACCCUCAGACGACAGAAUCCAAGAUUCUUCAGGAGUACAUCACCCAGGACGCCUAUAAGCUCGAGGUCCAGGUCCGUCCCCCCAUGGCCGUCACCAAUGCCGUUUCGUGGCGUUCAGAGGGCAUCCGGUAUCGCAAGAACGAGGUCUUUUUGGAUGUGGUUGAGUCUGUCAACUUGUUGGUCAAUGCCAACGGAAACGUGUUGAGGAGCGAGAUCUUGGGCGCUGUCAAGAUGAAGGUCUUUUUGUCGGGCAUGCCCGAACUGAGACUUGGACUGAACGACAAGGUCAUGUUCGAGAGCACCGGACGCUCGCCUACAAAGGGCAAGUCGAUUGAGAUGGAGGAUGUCAAGUUUCAUCAAUGUGUGCGCCUUUCAAAGUUCGAGAACGACAGGACAAUCUCCUUUAUCCCCCCAGAUGGCGAGUUUGACUUGAUGACCUACCGUCUCAACACCCAGGUCAAGCCUUUGAUCUGGGUUGAGGCUCUUGUCGAGAACUACACAGGAAGCAGAGUCGAGUACCUCAUUCGCGCCAGGGCUCAGUUCAAGCGCCGUUCAUCAGCGAACAACGUCGAGAUUCAUAUCCCUGUCCCUGAGGAUGCGGAUUCACCAAAAUUCAGAAGUGGAAUUGGUUCCGUACAAUAUGUCCCUGAGAAGGCCUGUGUCAUUUGGAAGAUCAAGCAGUUCCAAGGCGGCAAGGAGUUUUCGAUGAGAGCACACUUUGGACUUCCAUCUGUCAAGAAUUUGGAGGAUGCGGAUAAGAAGCCCCCAAUGUCGAUCAAGUUCGAAAUCCCCUACUUCACAACAUCAGGAAUCCAGGUCCGAUACCUCAAGAUCCAGGAACGUUCGGGCUACGCAGCGUUGCCAUGGGUCCGCUACAUUACACAAAACGGCGAUUACCAGAUGAGAAUGCCAGACAGCAUCAAGGCCUCCAAGAUGGCGCCCAUCUAA